Molecule: messenger RNA, 1111 nt
Organism: Manduca sexta (tobacco hornworm)
Lineage: Eukaryota; Metazoa; Arthropoda; Insecta; Lepidoptera; Sphingidae
Product: integrin beta-like protein 1
Exons: 5
Coding region: 236-1111 (291 amino acids)
Biological process (GO): cell adhesion mediated by integrin; integrin-mediated signaling pathway; cell-matrix adhesion
Cellular component (GO): focal adhesion; cell surface; integrin complex
Molecular function (GO): integrin binding
Source: RefSeq, a predicted model, not a curated record
CUUAAAACCAAUGUAAAAUAGGUAAUCGAAAGAACAUAAUGAUGACAUUCGACCCAGACUGUACGCAACAAAAUAAUGAUAAAAUCUGUGGGACAAAAAGUGAAGAAGAAAAAAUGUUUAACGGCACAUUAAAAAUAUUAGAGUACGAUAACACUGUUAAAUACACAAUAGAAGUAGCAAUAGAAGGAAUCGGAGAAAAAUUAUCUUUGGAUGUAGACAUGAUUACAGAUUGUGAAUGCGCAAAAGAAGCGAAACAACUGAAUAUUGCAAUGGGGAAAUAAGAGAGUGCGGGAUAUGCAGAUGCGGUGGCGAAAGGUACGGAGAUAAAUGUGCCUGCAAGAGAAAUGUCCAAAAUUUAUACAACGACAAAAUUACAUGCAUCGCGAAGGGAAGCAACGACACGUGCAGCAACCGCGGCUCCUGCACAUGCGGUACUUGCUCCUGUCUCGACGGGUAUGAAGGUAAAUACUGCGAAUGCAAUAAAGACAGCUGUCCGAGGGACACAAAAAAUAACCUCUGCAGCGGACACGGCAAAUGUGUUUGUGGCGUGUGCAACUGUGACCGUGGUUGGGACAAAGAAGAUUGCCACUGCCCGCUAUCCACCGAAGCCUGUCAAAGUUCUAACGAUAUAAUAUGUAAUAAUAGAGGGACAUGCAACUGUGGUCAAUGCAAAUGUCGGGAUAUACCCGAAUGGUACAAACGGUACGACGGGCAAGACGAUUACUGCAACCUGUCCCCAAAUCCUCAGUAUCACAUGUUACAGUGUCGUUAUUUGGAGGACUGUGCCAUUUCAUUUUGGAAUCAACGACCAUGCGAAGACGAUAAAAUCAUAACAAGCUGGAUAGAUGAAUUAACCGACGUUUAUACCAAUAGCACAGAAUGGAAUCUAUGUCCAGAAAUAAAAGUGGACGUGGGAUGCUAUUCAAGCUAUGUUUACAAAUAUAAUGACGAUGUUUACGAUAUAGAUGUACUGGUUCUGAAGCAUAAAGAUUGCACUAAGAAUUAUCUGAUAUAUGGCAUAACGUGCCUCGCCAUUAUAGUGUUUAUCGGCAUCGCAACGAUUGUCGGCUGGAAAUUGCUGACCGACGCUCAAGAUAAGAGAGAUACCUGA